Messenger RNA from Seriola aureovittata, 1766 nucleotides. RefSeq names its product eukaryotic translation initiation factor 1b. Gene Ontology annotation, molecular function: RNA binding; translation initiation factor activity; ribosomal small subunit binding. Lineage: Eukaryota; Metazoa; Chordata; Actinopteri; Carangiformes; Carangidae. The transcript is spliced from 4 exons. Gene Ontology annotation, cellular component: eukaryotic 43S preinitiation complex. The coding region runs from base 152 to 493 and encodes 113 amino acids. Gene Ontology annotation, biological process: translational initiation. The record is from RefSeq and is a predicted model, not a curated record.
CUCGACGAUCUCCAUUUUGUGUGAGCUGUGAAAGCCGAGCAAGCGUCGUCCCCGCAAAAGGCAAAAACCAAGAAAGACAUAAAAGUCAAAGUUAGCCGACGAACCGCUCGCUAACCAAGUUAUUAUCCGAAAGGAAAGCAAAUCUUAUCGUAUGUCCGCUAUCCAGAACCUCCAAACUUUUGACCCCUUUGCUGAUGCAACUAAGGGUGAUGACCGCCUCCCAGCCGGGACAGAGGACUACAUCCACAUAAGAAUCCAACAGCGGAACGGCAGGAAGACCCUCACCACUGUCCAGGGCAUCUCCGCCGACUAUGACAAGAAGAAGCUAGUCAAGGCCUUCAAGAAGAAGUUUGCCUGCAAUGGGACAGUGAUUGAGCACCCAGAGUAUGGUGAAGUGAUCCAGCUACAGGGAGACCAGCGCAAGAAUAUCUGCCAGUUCCUCAUUGAGAUUGACUUGGCCAAGGAGGAGCAGCUGAAAGUCCACGGCUUCUAGAAGCUGCAAAUCAGCCCUCUCCCAUCUCUCCUGGAAGGCCAUUAAACCCCCCUCCCCGUCCCCUCCUCCUAUGUGCUGCUGUUGCUCUUCCUCCCCCCUUUCCCUCUUUGCAGCCCUACCAGCUCCUAUUAGCUAACACGUGAAUUACCUCUGACAAACAUGGGACUCUGUAACACCACUGCCCCCCUACAACACCAGGGGGCAGGCUCGCUCUCACAAAGACACACCACUGCAGCUCCACACAACAUCAGGGAUGAGUGGUGAUGACCCUCCCACACACACUUCCUCCUUCCUUUCCCCCUUGUUUAUUUCCUUUUUAAUUUUUUUCUUUUUAGGUCUUGUGCCACAGUAAGGAGGCACCGUUUCAUGUAACUUUUUGUUUUGUACUUCAAGGUGUUUCAAUAAAACGAUGAGUCUCCAUAUGCUGGAGUGGAGUGGUGUCAUGGGGAACGGGGUGGGGGCUGGAUGUGUACAGGAGGGUCAUACAUUUUCUAAUGGUGUUUACUGAUGAAGUGGGUUAGAAGAACAAGGUCUUUAGGUGGGAGGAUGGGGAAAGGGGAUUGCCAACAUAAGUAAUUUCCCUCUUUUUUUCAGUCUUUCAACAUCCCACUGGCGUUUACAUGUUCAGUUGCCUGCUCUCAGUUUACAGAGCCAAGUUUGUAAAACGCUGACUGUCUCCACCACCGCUCCCUGGAAAAUGUGUUUAUUGCUUUUAUUUAAUGGCACAUUUUUUCUAAUUGCUUUUUUAUUUUUUUUUUUUUCUUUCUUUUGCUGCCCAUGUGAGUUUUGAAACUAAAUGGGUGUUCUCUGGUGGUCUUAUUUUGGUCAAAGCGAGGCAUGUGAUAUGAAAGGCUGAGUCAGUUCACUAUGUGAUCAGAUGAACCAUCUAGAGUGGGAAAUGAAAUCAAAUGCUGGUAAUCUUUGCCUCUAGUGUAGAUCGAUGGCACUAAGCGAGUAUGAUUUCUAGGUGGAAAAAUUAAGAACAUAAUUAUUUACCGGUAAAUGAAGUUAGUUUCCUACUCUGGCAUUUGACCAGCUUUCUGGUUUGGUCUAAAAACAAAUCUGGUACCAAACCUGUGGUUAUACACACUUGAAUCUUUAAUUUCCUAUAAUGCAAUAAUUUAUAAAUACAAGUAAAGAUGUAGUAAUGCUGAAAUAAUACAGUAAAAAAUAAAGCCAUGGCCAGGUCACACUGUGCUCCUGUGACUGGAGGUGAGAGAGCAAGUCUGUUUUGCAAAAUCCACAUUUGGUUCAAUAAAAUUUCUGCAGUUGA